Molecule: messenger RNA, 465 nt
Organism: Fulvia fulva
Lineage: Eukaryota; Fungi; Ascomycota; Dothideomycetes; Mycosphaerellales; Mycosphaerellaceae
Exons: 1
Coding region: 1-465 (154 amino acids)
Source: RefSeq, a predicted model, not a curated record
AUGAACAUCGUGCAAGAGCUCCAGAGACAUCCACUCGAUGACCGCGCCGAGAAGAUGUGGCAGAACAUGAGCGACAACUAUCAAGCACGACGGACUCGUCUGCAUCAGGCCAACUUUUUGUUCUUGAAGUAUCUCGGCAAGACAAUUCUUCAGGCUUGGGAGGCGACUGAAGCGGCCAUGAAGCAGAAGGGCAUGGCACUGGAAGAGCCGCAGAUAGUGCUGGACAUUAAGCAUAAUCUCGGUGAGGUCCAGGACGACUCCAAUCUUGGGCAAAGAGAGCCAUCUGGAAUCGCAAAUCAUACGCUGCAGGACAACACGGAAGCUCGCCUCCCUGAUGUAUCGGCCGUGCCAUACUUUACAAACUCACUCGGCAUGGAGUCCGUUGGCUAUAGAGAGAUGUUCGAAACCACCAUGUCUGGCUUCGGCACGGACUGGAUGGACUGUGCGACCAUCUUUGGCAUGUAA